AAAUUUUCUCUACGGAGAAAAAAAAUUAAGCAGGGAGGCCACUGUAAAGUUUUUUACUCUGAGAUGAGAAACCAUUUGAGGGUUCUGUAUGGAGGAGUGAUUAAAUCUGACUUCAAUUUUAGCAGGGUCACUCUUUUAGACUGAAGGGAAGCAAGAACACCAGGGAGAUCAAUUAGGAGGCUCUUGUAAUGAACCUGAUAGAUGAUGGCAUGUAGAAAGGGGUGUGAAGUACUGGAAUUCUGAAUAUAUUUUAAAUGUAACCCUGACAGGAUUUGCUGAUGGAUAAGGAAUGGGAGAGAGGAGUAAAGGGUGACUCCAAGUUUUAUGAAAUAUAUGUCUAUAAAUUGUAUUUAAAAUCCUCUUUUAAAUACAUCAGGAUAGAAUGUUUAUACUUUAUAACCCACUCCUUCUAUCCAGUUUUCUCUGUCCCAGAAAUACCCUAAAAAUCCCACCACUAAAUGUACUGGAAAUCCAAGUGUAAGUAGUCCUGGGAGGAAUAACGCAUUAAAUGUAUUGAUACACCAGCCAUUUCCUUAAAAAACAAACAAACAACAACAAAAUUUUAUUCUUCCAUCUUCUGGACCAUAAGAAACUUGCUUUCCGUGAAAUGCUAUUUGCUGGGCCUUCCUGUUCAUUGUCAUAGGUGAUUGCAUUUUUUGUGAGAUUGUAAAUGUACCACGGAAGUUACAAUUAAUUUAAGAAGAAUGGAAGAAGGCCAAAUAGAAGCCUCAAAUCUUCCAUCAAAAGUCUGGCAUUCUGAGGUGACAGUGUCAGUGACAGGCGAGCCACCCAGUGCUGUAGAAGAAGAAGAAAAAGAAACAGCUGAGGAAGCAGACAGAGAAGUCAUCCCUGAAAUCACAGAGCCAUUCUCCAUUCUAGAUGUGCUGAGGAUUUCCGCAGUUCUGGACGAUACCACAGACCAGCUCUCUAUUCUAAACUAUAUCAUGCCAGUUCAGUAUGAAAGAAGACAAAGUAUCAGCAUGAAGAAAAAUAAGAGCUUAGAAAAACUUUCAGAGACCUCAAGAAUCUCAAAAAUAUCCAGUCCAUUCUUACCUAAAGAAGAAACCAAGUUGCCAGAAAUCCAAAAAGAAAGCCAAUAUACCGACGAGUUUAACAAAAUGCAAGAUCUUGUCUUCAAAACGCCUACAAGACAGACCAUAAUGUCUACGGAAAUACUGAAGAAAAUUCAGAUGGAUAGGCAAUUUUUCAGUGAUAUAAUUACAAAUACCAUGCAGGAGUUGGAAGAGUCAGGCACUUUCACCAGUCUCCUGAAAGCCCUGGGCAAAGAGAGGGAAAACAAAAUGCAUUUCUAUGAUAUCAUUGCCAGGUGCGAGUAA
Messenger RNA from Ailuropoda melanoleuca (giant panda), 1337 nucleotides. It is a transcript of the gene DRC9, whose product is annotated as dynein regulatory complex subunit 9. The record is from RefSeq and is a predicted model, not a curated record. Gene Ontology annotation, cellular component: sperm flagellum; cytoplasm. NCBI's taxonomy places the organism in Eukaryota, Metazoa, Chordata, Mammalia, Carnivora, Ursidae. Gene Ontology annotation, biological process: cilium organization; sperm axoneme assembly. The transcript has 6 exons. Bases 705 to 1337 code for a protein of 210 amino acids.